Molecule: messenger RNA, 1089 nt
Organism: Cynocephalus volans (Philippine flying lemur)
Lineage: Eukaryota; Metazoa; Chordata; Mammalia; Dermoptera; Cynocephalidae
Gene: BCL7C
Product: BAF chromatin remodeling complex subunit BCL7C
Exons: 6
Coding region: 180-905 (241 amino acids)
Source: RefSeq, a predicted model, not a curated record
GCGGCGGCAGGAAGCGGGGCGGGGACUCGCGGAGGCGUUGGGGAACGAGGGAGGGCGCGGCCAACUCCCGGAGGGACGGCAGGCCCAGAGAGCGGCGCCCCGGCCUGGCGCCGAGCCUGAGCCCGCCGGACGGGAGGCGGCCCCGUCGCGGGCUCGGCCCCGGCCUCAGCCCCGCCAGCAUGGCCGGCCGGACCGUACGGGCUGAGACCCGGAGCCGGGCCAAGGAUGACAUCAAGAAGGUGAUGGCGACCAUCGAGAAGGUCCGGAGAUGGGAGAAGCGCUGGGUGACUGUGGGCGACACUUCCCUUCGUAUCUUCAAGUGGGUGCCAGUGGUGGACCCCCAGGAGGAGGAGCGACGGCGGGCAGGUGGAGGGGCAGAGAGAUCCCGUGGCCGGGAUCGGCGGGGCAGGGGCACCAGUCCCCGAGGGGGUGGUCCUCUCAUCCUGCUGGAUCUCAAUGAUGAGAACAGCAACCAGAGUUUCCAUUCGGAAGGCUCCCUCCAAAAGGGCACUGAGCCCAGCCCUGGGGGCACUCCCCAGCCCAGCCGCCCUGUGUCACCUGCUGGACCCCCAGAAGGGGUCCCCGAGGAGUCUCAGCCCCCACGGCUCGGCCAAGAGAGAGAUCCUGGGGGCAUAACUACAGGCGGCACUGAUGAACCCCCAAUGCUGACCAAGGAGGAGCCUGUUCCAGAAUUGCUGGAGGCUGAGGAUUCAGGAGUGAGGAUGACAAGAAGAGCCCUCCACGAGAAAGGCCUGAAGACGGAGCCCCUCAGGAGGCUUCUGCCCAGGAGGGGCCUCCGGACAAAUGCCCGGCCGACUUCCACGGUGCCGGAUACCAGAGCUCUCGGGGGAGGAAGCAAGACCCCAAGGGCGCCCAGGACGAUCCCCCAGGGGAAGGGGAGGUGAGCUGGCUCCCCAGGCUGGAUGAGGCCCUGAGACCUCCUUUAGCCGUCCCAACAUCCAGCCACCUCCUCGUGCCCCAAGGGCGGAAACAGCUUCUGAGCUCGACACCCGCCACGGGCACAUCAGGGGCAAGUGGCCCUGUGCCUGGCCCUGCCCCGAACCUAAGGUCACAGUACCCAUCUUGCUU